AUGCGCUUCGGGAAUCGCGAUGUUUACCAACAACAAAACACUAUUCUAAUUAUAAUUACAGCAAGCUUAAAUGAACCAUGUCAUACAGAGACUGAUUGUGAUGAAAUCGAAUUUUCAACAUGUUCAGAAGAUAAGAUAUGUCGUUGUAAAAAUGAAUACUUUGCUGUGAACGAAACAAAAUGCGUAUUAACUAUAGGUGGAUUCUGUUUAUACAGUGGAGAAUGUACUGUCAAAAAUUCCGAAUGCUUUCAAGAUCAAUGUCAAUGUAAGCUUGGUUAUAUCGCUAUUUCUGAAGAACAAUGUUUCCCAACGGAUCUUAACGGGUACUGCGACAGUGAUAAUGAUUGCAAAUUAAUUAUCAACGCUAAAUGUUCAAAAGAAAAUAGAUGUAUCUGCAGAAAAAAUUACGUAAGAACAGAUAUCUCAGAAUGUGCACCAUUGCUUAAUGAAACAUGUACAAGUGACGAACAAUGUGUACCAGAUAAUUCUGUUUGUAUUAAUAAUAAAUGUCAAUGUAAAUUUAGCUACUCGCAGCGAUCUAAUUAUGAAUGCGUAUUGAAUUAUUUAGAAAAAUGGUGUAGGUUAGAUGAAGACUGCAAUGAUAUACUUUAUGCUAAGUGUUCAAAUGCUAAUAAAUGUAUUUGUCAUUCAAAUUAUAUUCAAUUGAAUGCAACAACAUGCGCACCACUAUUGGGAGGAUUUUGCACUAAUGACGUAGAAUGUAGAACUAAUAAUUCAGUAUGUCUUGAUAAUAAAUGUACUUGUUCGGACGGUUACUCAUCACGAUCGGACAAUCAAUGUUUGCCUGGCCAAUCUUGUAGGGAUGAUAAAGAUUGUGAUCAAAUAUCAAAUGCUAAAUGUUCUGAUGACAAUGAAUGUAUUUGUAAAUUAGGUUAUUCAACAUUUGAUAAGCGUGUAUGUUUACCACUUAUAGGAAGUUAUUGUAAAGAGCAUAAAGAAUGUCUUGUCUUUAAUUCUAAUUGUCACAAUAAUAAUUGUCAAUGUCUAGACAAUUAUGUAGCCCUAUCUAAUGAACAGUGUGUAUCAAGUCAUUUCGAUAAAGUUUGCUAUACCAAUUUUGACUGUGGAGAAAUAAUGAACUCAUAUUGUUCAAAGUAUAAUUUUUGUGCUUGUAAAUCAAAUUAUAUUGCAGUAUCAGGAAAUAGGUGUCAACCCAUAUUGGGUGAACAAUGUCAAGACGAAAACUUAUGUAUAACAAAUAGCUCAUUAUGUAUUGAUAAUAAAUGUCAAUGUAAACCUAAUUACGUAAAUGAUGGGAAUAAUAAAUGUAUACCAACACGAUUAGAUGAAUUUUGUGAACAAAAUGAAGAUUGCAUUAAAAUACCCAAUGCUAAAUGUUCAGCCGAAAAAAAAUGUAUUUGUAAAAAUGAUUAUGUAGCGCCAGAUAAAACGUUAUGUCUACCACUUUUAGGUGGUAAAUGUUCAAACGAUAAAAAUUGUAUUGUUGAAAAUUCUAUUUGUAGUGGAAAUAAAUGUCAAUGUAAACCUCAUCAUUUAAUACACUCUAAUCAUAAAUGCGAAUCAAGUAUGUGA
Molecule: messenger RNA, 1554 nt
Organism: Microplitis mediator
Lineage: Eukaryota; Metazoa; Arthropoda; Insecta; Hymenoptera; Braconidae
Product: prion-like-(Q/N-rich) domain-bearing protein 25
Exons: 7
Coding region: 1-1554 (517 amino acids)
Source: RefSeq, a predicted model, not a curated record